Molecule: messenger RNA, 2856 nt
Organism: Belonocnema kinseyi
Lineage: Eukaryota; Metazoa; Arthropoda; Insecta; Hymenoptera; Cynipidae
Product: GRIP and coiled-coil domain-containing protein 2-like
Exons: 11
Coding region: 388-2604 (738 amino acids)
Source: RefSeq, a predicted model, not a curated record
UAUCGAAUGUAACUAUCGACUUCAGUUUCGAGUCUUGGUGACUGCGCAAAAGUGUAAAGUUUCAUAAAAAUGCAUUAAAAUAACAAAAAAGGGAAAAAAACAUAAUAAAGAUAAGCUUUUUAUUAUGAAUAAGCAUCGAGGUUUUAUAACUUAGUACCUACAUUCUAAAAUCAACUGUUGGUGAAGGUUAAAGAGAAAUUAUUAGGACUUCUUACGGCACUGCGUACUCUGAAAAUUUACAAAGUGACACUUGUCAGUUGUCACACAUGUGAUAUGUUUACGUAUCAUCUGAUUUCCCGUCGUGGAUUUCCCGCAACAUUUUUCAUCAGAUUUAUUAGAUUGUCGAAAUCGUGUUUCAUAUCUUUGAAUUGUGAGUGAAUUAACGAAAUGGAAAAGGAAUGUGAAAAGCCAGAAAAGAACGAAAUGUCGGAAUCUAUUUCGAGCAUGAGUGAAUCAACGACAAACAAGGAAACAAUUGAAGAACGUUAUAAUAAGCUUCGAGGACUUGCUGUUAAAUUAAAAAAGAAAGUAUCAGACUUGUGCGAACAGGUAAAACAUUUAGAAGCAGAAAAGGCAACAUUUAAUGCAGAAAGAGAAGAGGUGCAGAAUAAAGUUAUUCAAAUAUCCAACAAUGCGAAGAAACUACAGACAAUUCAAGUCGAAUAUGACAAAUUGCAAGAUGAAAUGGAGCAACGAAAGUCGGAGAACAAAAAGCUAAUGAAGAAUAUAGAGACUCUCGUUAGUGAAAAUGCUUCUCUCAAGGAAUCUCUUUAUAAUGAAAAAGAAUCUACUACACAACUUACUGCAAGAUUAGAGCAAUUUAUGAAAGAAAAACACAAAUUAGAAAACACUGUUAAACUUUCGCAGGAGCAAAUAAAACAAUUGAACGAAGAGUUGAGAGCUGAUGCGGUUUUGAGAGAGCAAAAAGCGAAAGAGUAUGAAGCUUUGAAAAAUAAUUUGGAAUCUGAAGUACAAGCACAUAAGGCUACUCGAUCACAAUUAGAAGCUAUUAAACAGGAACGUACAAGUAAUAGCGUAUUGUCUUUGGAAGUUGAAAAUUAUGAGAAAAGUAUUGAAGAUAUGAAAUCGAAAUUGAAUGACGAAGAAUCAAAACGAACAGCGUUGGAGAAAACGAUCGACGAGCAAUUGGACACAAUUAGCGUAUUAAAUAAGCAAAUUUCCGAGUUACGAAGUAAUUGUUUAUCGAAAUCAAACCAAGUAACGAGUUUGGGAGAGAGGAAUGAAAGUAUAAAAGCAGAAUUGAAUGAAAUGAGACUUGAAGCUGAAAGAGCGCAACACGAAAUCGAAGAACUUGUUACGCUACUGAAUGAAUCGAAAGCUGAUAAAUCGAAUUUGUUAAAGAAAAUUGAAGCGAUGGAAUCCGAUAAGGACAAUUUGAAGAAAGAAUUUAAAAGUCAGAAAGAGGCUUUCGAAAAUCAGUUGAGGGACAUGGCAGCAGAAAUUUCGCACUUGAAUUCAAAUUUGUCGUGUUCCAAAAAGGAAAAUGAAGUUUUGCAGGAAGAAUUUAAUGGGUACAAGAGAAGAGCACAAAGUGUGCUGAGAACCAAACAGACUCAAAAUAAAGAAAUUGGAAUGGGAGGAAAAAGUGUUAUUGAAAUUGAAGAGGAAUUGGUUCAGUCACAUCAGCAAAAUACGCUUCUUCUAGAAAAACUAGAUAUUUAUGGAGACAAAGUGGAUUCGUUGAACAAGGAAAUGAUGAUACUUAAGGAUGAGAGGGAUCACGCUUGGGAAAGUCUUAAAGAAUCUAAAAAAAGAGAGUUUAAUUCACGCUUUGAAAUUUCAUCCCUUGCAGAACAAUGUAGAUCACAGGAAAUUAAAAUCCAAAAGCUUAAUCUAGACCACAAUAAGGAAAUUGCGAUUUUAGCAAAAAAUCACAAGGCUGAAAUAAGACUGGCGAGAGAAAAGUUCGAGCAAGAAAUCCAGAAUUUGAAGUUAGAGUUAGAAAAAAUAAAAAUGAGCGAAUCUUCAGAAACAGCACGAAGAAAUAAUAUUUCGCCAGAAAGAAUAAUCGAUUCAAAUCCCGAAUCCAAUAAUUUACGUGGCUUGGGUAUGUCGCUCAUAGAAAGAGAAGAAUGCGAGGGUUCUGAGAGUGUGGAUUCUUGUCCCCUUGGAAUGACAAACACAGAAAGAUAUCGCGAUCGUUCUCUUAUGCCUUUGGACGAACUUCUUAAUUCGUCAGAUGAUUACAAUCCACCUGAAGUACAAAUUUUACCCUCGAAAGUUAGCAGACAAGAGUUUGAAGUUUGCGAACGACGAGUCAAACAUUUAACGGUUCUUCUCGCAGAUGCUGAGAGAGAUAUCGCGAAAUUAACGCAACUCAACGAAAUGCUCAAAGAAGAUAUUCGGAGACAGCAAAGGAGUGUUGAGAGGGAACAGCAUGCAAAUAAUUUUGAAUAUAUGAAAAAUGUUGUCUUCAAGUUUGUCACAUUGAAAAAUGGAGAUGAAAGAAGUCACCUCAUUCCUGUACUUACUACCAUUCUAAAACUGAGUCCCGACGAAACUCAAAAGCUCAAUUCCGUUGCAGGAGUUUCAGGAAAAAGUUGGAUUCCGGGAAUACCAAUUCCUGGUUGGCACAAUAAUUAACUUAGUUAAUUUCCAAAGUAUUAUCGAUAACACUUUUGUAAGUCAUUAUUUAAAGUUAAGGACGUAUUAAUAUUAAAACGUUUACAAUUGUAUAUAAUACGUAAGUACAAGACAUAAAUAGAUCAGUUAUUUUUGUUAAAGAGCUAAUUUAAAAGUGAAAAGAGUACAUUAAAAAUAAUAAAAGUGAAGUUUAAGCGAAGCUAUGUGUUACUGGUGAAAAAUAAUAAAUCUCUUUUGAAGUAAAAUAUAAAA